AAAAAGCAAGGCACGACGGGUCUGGGGAGGUUUUUGUUGGGAUUUAUAAAUAAGAGGGGCAGAGAGGCGAGGGAAAGAGGAAGUUUCGUUUGCCCUUUGCGCCUCACUCAUGUAUUAGCCGCCAUUGCUUCUUCUCGCUCAAAUCUCGUUCUUCUUCUACAAUCUUCAACUUUUUACUGCAUUCAUUCGUUGGUCUUCUUUGUGUGGGCUUGCCAAAAACUCUUAUUGUCGGAGAGAAAAUGAAGUAUGUUUUGGUGACUGGUGGAGUGGUUAGCGGUCUGGGGAAAGGAGUGACUGCAAGCAGUAUUGGUCUCAUCCUUAAGGCCUGUGGACUUCGCGUUACUUCAAUCAAGAUUGAUCCCUACUUGAAUACUGACGCUGGAACAAUGUCACCUUUCGAGCAUGGAGAAGUAUACGUCUUGGACGAUGGAGGAGAGGUGGAUCUCGACCUUGGAAACUAUGAGCGGUUUCUAGAUAUAAAAUUGACACGGGACAAUAAUAUAACUACUGGAAAAAUUUACCAGUCUGUUAUCGAUAAGGAGAGAAGGGGGGAUUAUCUGGGAAACACUGUUCAGGUUGUACCUCACAUUACUGAUGCCAUUCAGGAGUGGAUUGAACGUGUGGCCCUUAUACCCGUGGACGGGAAAGAGGGUCCAGCUGAUGUUUGUGUCAUAGAAUUGGGUGGAACUAUUGGGGAUAUCGAAUCAAUGCCUUUCAUUGAGGCUCUGGGACAGUUCUCAUAUCGAGUAGGAGCUGGCAACUUUUGCUUGAUACAUGUUAGCCUUGUGCCUGUCCUGAAUGUUGUUGGUGAGCAGAAAACGAAGCCAACACAGCAUAGUGUUAGAGGGCUACGAAGCCUGGGAUUGACUCCAAAUAUUUUAGCUUGCCGCAGCACCACGGAACUCGAUGAGAAUGUCAAGGAAAAACUUUCCCGUUUUUGCCAUGUUCCGUUAGAGAAUAUCAUCACCCUCUUUGAUGUUUCCAACAUUUGGCAUGUGCCUUUGCUUUUGCGAGACCAGAAGGCUCAUGAGGCAAUUUUGAGAGCCUUGAAGCUCAAAAAUGAUGGUCUCAAACCUGCUUUGGGAGAAUGGACAUCUAGGGCUCGUCUCUGUGAUAUGUUGCAUGAGCCUGUCAGAAUUGCCAUGGUUGGAAAGUACACUGGCCUUACAGAUUCUUACCUCUCUGUGCUGAAGGCUCUUUUGCAUGCUUCUGUUGCUUGCCAUAAAAAAUUAUGUAUUAAUUGGGUUCCAUCCAGUGACCUUGAAGAUGCCACUGCAAAAGAGAAUCCCGAUGCCUAUAAAAGCGCUUGGAAAUUGUUGAAGGGGGCUGAUGGUGUAUUAGUUCCAGGAGGAUUUGGUGACAGAGGGGUGGAGGGUAAAAUUCUUGCAGCAAAGUACGCCCGUGAAAACAGGAUCCCUUACUUUGGAAUAUGUCUAGGAAUGCAAAUAGCUGUCGUUGAGUUUGCACGAUCUGUCCUUGGACUACGAGAUGCAAACAGCACUGAGUUUGACCCAGACACUCAAAACCCUUGUGUUAUAUUUAUGCCAGAGGGUUCAAAAACCCAUAUGGGAGGCACCAUGCGCCUUGGAUCAAGGAGGACAUACUUUCAGAGUACCUCAAGUACAUCUGCUAAGCUAUAUGGCAGCAAGAGCUUUAUUGACGAGAGACAUAGACACAGAUAUGAGGUAAAUCCGGAUAUGGUUCAGCAACUUGAAGAUGCCGGUCUCUCAUUUACCGGCAAAGAUGAAACUGGUGAUCGCAUGGAGAUCAUCGAGCUGCCCAGUCAUCCUUACUUUAUUGGCGUUCAGUUUCACCCUGAGUUUAAAUCAAAACCAUGGAAGCCAUCUGCUCUUUUCUUAGGACUUGUAGCAGCAGCAUGUGGCCAGCUUGAUACUCUUUUGAAGAAAGGUGUGACAAAGCCAAGCAGAAGCAAUGGUACCUCAGCAAUAAAAGCACACCUAUACGAGAAUGCAACUAAGCUACCCAAUGGCUCUUUAGAUGUCAUUUACUGCAACGGGAAUGGUUUACAUGUUUGAAUGAUGAGUAGCUUGUGGAGCUUUGUGUCGAAUCAUAUCUUAUGUGCUCGUUUUUGUGGGUGUGAUUUAUCAAUUUUGCUCCUAAAAUUUCUUCGUGUAUAGGCAUUACUAGUUUGGUAGGAGUUAUAGCUUCUCAUAUUGCCAUGUCCAUGGGUGCAGCUGAAUUCCGGUCUUUUUAAUGGAUCAGGCUGCUGUAGUUGCAGUGCAAUGUCAUGGGAAAUGGGUCGAGCUAGGUUUAUUUUUGACGGACUAAUUAUUGAUUACUGACCCUCUUGUGUGAGAGGUCUGCAAUCCCAUGGCUGAGGGAUUAUUAGCAUGCUCAGAUUGUAUAGACAUGCAUUGUGUAAUCAGUCAGUUGAAACAAAACAAAGGUUAGCUGAACCACGAGUUAUUACUUUUGUGAAAAGUAAUGAGUAAUGGCUGGAUUAUUCUUGUUUGCUCAAGUUGAAAUCAAGAAUACAUUGAUCUUGUUGAAUCUUUCUUUUAAACGAA
This is a messenger RNA of Olea europaea var. sylvestris, 2528 nucleotides long. RefSeq names its product CTP synthase-like. Gene Ontology annotation, molecular function: identical protein binding; CTP synthase activity. Bases 240 to 2036 code for a protein of 598 amino acids. NCBI's taxonomy places the organism in Eukaryota, Viridiplantae, Streptophyta, Magnoliopsida, Lamiales, Oleaceae. The transcript is spliced from 22 exons. The record is from RefSeq and is a predicted model, not a curated record. Gene Ontology annotation, biological process: pyrimidine nucleobase biosynthetic process; CTP biosynthetic process.